Pseudophryne corroboree (corroboree frog) is the source of this 814-nucleotide messenger RNA. RefSeq names its product phospholipase A2 inhibitor and Ly6/PLAUR domain-containing protein-like. The coding region runs from base 53 to 721 and encodes 222 amino acids. The transcript is spliced from 5 exons. NCBI's taxonomy places the organism in Eukaryota, Metazoa, Chordata, Amphibia, Anura, Myobatrachidae. The record is from RefSeq and is a predicted model, not a curated record.
GCUUGGCAAUGUAUUGUGUUUCACAGCAUCCUCAAGUAGCCUAGUAAUCAGGAUGAGCGCACGUCUUCUCUUCACCUGCGUCCUAUCAGUGAUCACAGCUACAGGAUAUUCCAUAAAUUGCAUAAUUUGCGGUAGUUCCGAAGAACCUUCAUGCAAUGGGAUGAGUGCAACUUGUAGUUCCUCUAAACAUGUCUGCAUGUCAGUGUAUCAAGCUUCAAAAGCUUCAACAGCAGGAUCACAAGAAAAGUUCACUUUUACCAGAGGCUGUGAAAAAAGGAGUAUUUGUGGAAAAUCAGGAACUGUUACUACAAAUGAUGUAAUGUACAGACUAAGCACCACCUGCUGUGACUCAGACCAGUGUACACCUCCUGCUCCCACUUUACCACCUAUCAGCAGUUCUGAGAAUGGAAUGUCCUGUCCAUCCUGUUCUUCCCUUAACUCUUUGGAUUGCAUAUCGAGUGGUGCAAAAGUAAAAUGCACAAAAGAUGAAGAUUAUUGUUUUUUAGAGUCCUCGCAAAAAACAGAUGGAAUUCAUACCACUAACAUUGCUGUCCGUGGAUGUGCAUCUAAAGGUUACUGUGACCUAGGGACCCGAUAUACUGAGCUUGGUAGCAUCAAGGAAAAAGUGGAAGUUACAUGCAGCAGAAGUGACAUGAAAAUAUUUUCUGUCUUAACACUUCUUGGGUUUGCUACUGUUUCUCUUAUGUAUGGAAUAUUCUAAAUGUUUAUUACAUUUGUAAAUGAUCUGGUUUACAGAGUCUAGAAUAAAUUUCCCAAAAAAGAAAAAAGGAAAUAGAGGAGCUGAGACACUCUA